GAUUUCAUGAUGGAGCUAACGUCUCACCAGACUAGUGUCGGUGGCGUCCUAGAGUACGGCAAUCAAUUGAUUAGUGAAGGACUUGUCAGUGAGAAAGAAGAAAACGAUAUCCGUGAUCAGAUGAUCUCGCUAAAUGAACGCUGGGAAGCUCUCAGAGUGUCGGCCAUGGAGAGACAAACAUCGCUCCACGAAAAACUCAUGAAGCUUCAGCAACAACAGAUCGACCAGCUCGCUGAUUGGUUGGAUAAAGCCGAGGCUAGGAUUGACAAAAGCAGCGGCAUUGGUGCCGAUAUCGAAGCAGUCAGGAAACAAGUCGAAAACCAUAAGUCGUUUCAAGAAGAUCUCGAGAAUCAGCAGCAAAGGGUCAACUCUCUGACACACAUGGUAGUAGUGGUGGAUGACGCAGCGGGAGAAAAUGCCACCGCUGACCUAGAGGAACAGCUGGCUCAACUUGGUGAUCGUUGGUCAUCCGUAUGCCGCUGGACAGAGCAGAGAUGGGUUCUUCUCCAAGAAGUUCUGAACAACUGGCAAGAAUAUCGCGACGAGGAACGCCGUCUAUCAAAAUGGCUGUCAGAGAAAGAGAAUGAGGUUGAUGUAUUAAAACACGUCGACAUGGGAGAUCCAGAAUCCAUUGCGCAUCACCUGCAAAAACUCCUGGAUUUAGAACAAGAAAUGGAAGCUCAGCAAGCCACUUUCGGUACGUUCAACAUGGCGGCUGAACGCGUGGCUGAGCAUCUUGAUGAAGACUCGCCAGGACUGGACAACAUCCAGGAUAAGAUGGAGGAAUUUAAUGAUCAGUGGAAUAAGAUAACUACUGAAGUUGGUAACAGAAUCGCACUGCUAAAAGGUGUAGAGUCCAAACUCCAACCAUUCAAACUCGAGAUCGACGAGAAGACUUAUUGGUUGAACGAAACAGAAAUGACUCUCAAGUCACCAAAGAUGAAUUUUGACAAUGACAAGAUGUCGAGUGAUGAAUUGUCAAGACAGUAUUCAAUAUUAGAGUCUCUCGACGGUGCCAGAAACCAGCGCAAACCGAGCGUCCUGGCCAUCCAGAAAAAGGGAGACGAAAUCAUGGAGCAGAUUCGUUCCCAGGGAACAAUUCCAGUCUCGUUUGAACACAACCUCAAAACCUUCAAUGAACGCUGGGAGACUGUGACUAAAUUAAUAGACGACAAAAAGCACAAGGCGUCCCUCGCGAGGCAGAGGCGAGAGGUUAUGGAUAUAAAUAGUAAAGUAGAGACGAUUAUAAAGGAAGUUGAACGGUUUAUGGACAUGUUGGGGAUAAUGCCUGAUAAUGAGUAUGAGAUCAAAUCACAGUUGGAUCAAUGCAAGCACAAGAUUGACGAUCUUCACAGCAACGAGAGACAUCUUAUCAAACUCAAGGAACUUUCCAGAAAUCUCUCCAAGGAGGACAGACAAACGCCAAUAUUUCAGAUGACAGUCAAGCGACUCGACGACCGCUGGACAACCGUCUCGUCUAAAAUCGAGGAACGUAAACGACAACUUACGUCAUUACUAGAGUCCGGUCCCCCUCAAGAGUAUCUGACGACCAUGGAUACUGUGUUAUUGAGCAUUAARAACGCUGAGACWUCGUUGGGUGGGGAUUUUCAAAUCACUGAAGUUGGUGGACUUGAGGACCAGAUUAGAAGGAAUAAGCAAAUUCAAACCACGCUACAAGAGCAGAAAAGAAACAUCGACUACCUCAACAGCACCUCAGACAAAUUCAUGAAGUCACURCCUCGWCAGAAACUCGAGCARCUGAGAGCCAAACUUACUGACGUCAACAAUAAAUGGAAAGAUGUUAUCAUGGUGAUAGAAAAACGCCAAACGCUUGCGCAGAAAGCUAUCAACCAAAACAACAAGUUCGCUGAUGAAUUAAAGGGUCUGAACAAAUGGAUUGCUGAGGUGAACGAUUUUUUGAAUGACCAGGAACCGGCUGCGGGUGAUCCCGAAACCCUCGAGGCACAGUUGGAUCAGAGUGAGGCACUCCAAAGUGACAUCACAAAGCUGCAACGCAAACUCGAUUCGCUUAAUGAGACCGCGACCUACAUGUUGGCUAAAGCCACGCCUACCUACGCCCAGCGGCUUCACACACAACAAGAUGACGUGACAAACCGAUGGGACGCGUUAGUACGUCACGCACACCGUGUCAAAGACAAUCUCCUGGCUGCUUUGGAGAAAUAYCAAAAACUUAAYCAUGAUAUGAARGARAUGAGUCACUGGAUCACACAGACUGAGAGAUCUAUUGCUGAUGAUGAUAGGGAUAUUGCUAGCGGAGAGAUUACUAAAGAGAAGAUAGACCAUUAUAAGGAUUUACAGCAAGACGUUUCAAAGCGUGCUCCCGUUGUGGUACGCAUCAACACCACAGCCAAUCAGCUUGCUGAUCACACCAAACAAGGCUCCGCUAAACCACUUGUAGAAAGYCUAAAGAAGCUKAACAGUGAUUGGUCCAGRCUUAAAAAYAAG
Molecule: messenger RNA, 2466 nt
Organism: Exaiptasia diaphana
Lineage: Eukaryota; Metazoa; Cnidaria; Anthozoa; Actiniaria; Aiptasiidae
Product: dystrophin
Biological process (GO): synaptic signaling
Cellular component (GO): plasma membrane
Molecular function (GO): protein binding
Source: RefSeq, a predicted model, not a curated record